AUGCCACGAAAGAAGAAGCCUGGGGCUCCACCACCCAAGACUAGAAGCCGGAAUGGAUGCAACCCAUGCAAAGCUAGGAAAGUCAAAUGUGACGAGAGGAGGCCGCAUUGUUUGAACUGUGAACAACAGAAUUCCAAAUGCAAUUAUGACAGAAUACUUAAGUGGGGAAACGAGGUUGGACCCUAUAACUCGACGAUACCCAGGGGGAAACGGCAGUCAGACGGCGAUGCGGUGCUACCGGACUUCUCUGCCAGACAGAUAGUCUUUGGGCAUAGCUCAGCAGAUAGAAAUAUACCCAAGGAUCCGCGUCCCCCAUAUCCCGUAGAAGAAUCACCUGCGGGACCCAAUGGGCCAACACACCGGAGUCUUCCGUUAUUCAAAAGACCCAACAGCUCUGACCGUCCUUCGAGCGCAGGCAAUCAUCAAUCUAUACCUCCGCCGCCUGCUAGAGAACCGUACGUACCACUUGAUCCUGCGUUGAGUAGAGAAGGCGUCGCUCCGUUUUUGCCUAUUCCUGGCAAUGGCCAUCGAUACCCUCAAUCAUUUGAAAGCUACAGACCAGCUGUGCACGAAAUGAGGAUAUGUUUGCCUGAACCAGGCCCAGCAGUAUCUUGGAUGCGCGAAACAGCCAAUGAAGACCCAUCGAUAUCGACCCCCAAUGAUCACGAUUUGAGAAGCCCAAGCGUUGGCACUUUCUCAAACCGAAGCACCACAUUGAAUGUCGACAGCCCAGCCUCUACGCCUCCGUUAUUCAUCGGCGCAAGAGAUGAUAUACCAGAUAUCUGGAGUCAUGACAGACCACUGAAGCGCAUGCGUGCUCGAUACGGGCAUGAUGCAGGCCCUUCCUAUGACCUGUCAAUGCCACCACCAAAUUCUGGCAGCUUCACUCCUCACCAUCCCGAGUUUUUGUCGACGUCUUAUUACAACUCAGGAUCCACCAGUAAUCCGCUUACCCCAGCUUCGGACACUGGCGACGACGGCUACAGACCAUACUCUUCACGAUCCCCCCAUCUUUCGCAGGAUUCGCCUGAUUUACGACGGUUAUCCGUCAACUCCCUUCUUUCAGGGCCCCCAGGAAUUCCUGCUCCGACGAGCAAUCCGGAGGUACGAGACUGGUCCGUUGAGUACCAGGAUACUUGGUCAGACUCCGUGAUUUAUGGCAUCGAUCGAGGGCUCAAAGACCUUGAUAUCAGAAGAAAUGACGAUAUGAACGCGAUCUCUGGGUCAUCCCCGGUAACGUCUAGGGACCAGUUCGAGUAUACCGUUGAAGACGACGGAUAUGCAGAGUUUGGAUUCGGCAUGGAAACCAACAAUUCUGCAUUCGCUAGUGGGAGCUACUACGACAAACCAGUCACCAUCAGCAUUCCGAUAUUUCACGGGGUGUUGCCGAGCAAGCUGAAAGAGAAUCCUAUGAACAUUUUAUACUUUCAUCACUUCAUCAACCACACGGCAGGCUGUCUAGUCCCGCAUAACUGCUCUUCCAAUCCUUUCAAGAGCAUCCUACCACAAAUGGCACUUCAAGACGAUAAUUUACUCAACCUUCUCUUAGCAUACUCAGCUCUACACAGAGCUCGUCUGCUUCGUCAACCUGAACCCGAGCUUCGGAUCGCCCUAUGGGUCCAGGACAUCUUUCCAAAUCUCCGGAGAGCCCUUGAUGAACCGGAUCAGAUCAUCACCAACGCAAAUCUUGCUACAGCAAUAAUGCUGGCAUCUCUCGAAAUCAUUUCUCCGAGAGCCUUCGGUGUCGAAGUCCCGUGGCAGAACCAUCUUGACACAGCUCGGCAGAUGAUUGCUGCAAGAGGGGGGCCACAGAACGUCCAGACGGCAUCACGUGGAGACACGGUUCUGUCAUUUCUCUGGAGUUGGUUCGCAUAUCUGGAUGUUCUAGGUAGUCUGAGUGGUGUAAAAGCCAACUCGUCAACACUAUCCUGGGUCUUGGACGUCGAAAUCGAUGACCAAGAUGAGUACCAAAUCGACUGUAUUCUCGGCUUUACGAGUAAAUGCGUUCGACUUUUGGCACGCGUCGCCGAACUCUCUCGGAUGUGUGACAGCGAAAGGAUCGACUCAAACCAUGAGAUAAUAGCGGACUGGGAACCUUCCCAAGACAUGGUCGACCGUGCAGAAAAGCUCGAAGACGAACUCAUAGAAUCGCGAGGACAUCCCUCGAAAUCCUGCACUCAUAUGCAAAGCUCUGGAGAAGCAGCGUUCCGAUGGGACAGGGUCGAGAUGACUGCGACUAACGAGGCAUUCCACUGGGCUGGCUUGGUCCAUCUGCACCGGAGAAUACUCGGCAAGGACUCAACGCACCGUGACGUCCAGACAGCCGUUACCGAAAUAUUCGGGGCGUUAAAUAAAGUCCGGAGAGGAAGCAGCGCAGAAGCAUGCCUCCUCUUUCCGAUGUUCACUGCGGGCUGCGAUACGUCGGAUGAGCGGAGACGAGCGGAUAUUCUGGAGAGGAUCAAGGGGAUGGAGUUGGUCGGCAUGACGCAGAUCCAUAAAGCUCGCGCGCUCAUGCAGCGAGUAUGGGAGACGGGGAAACCUUGGGAGACUCUUGUGGCUGGGGAAUUCUUUGGCUGA
Drepanopeziza brunnea f. sp. 'multigermtubi' MB_m1 is the source of this 2577-nucleotide messenger RNA. RefSeq lists its product as uncharacterized. The record is from RefSeq and is a predicted model, not a curated record. Lineage: Eukaryota; Fungi; Ascomycota; Leotiomycetes; Helotiales; Drepanopezizaceae. Gene Ontology annotation, molecular function: zinc ion binding; DNA-binding transcription factor activity, RNA polymerase II-specific; transcription cis-regulatory region binding. Gene Ontology annotation, cellular component: nucleus. Gene Ontology annotation, biological process: positive regulation of transcription by RNA polymerase II.